Messenger RNA from Eutrema salsugineum, 1029 nucleotides. RefSeq lists its product as uncharacterized. The record is from RefSeq and is a predicted model, not a curated record. The coding region runs from base 159 to 875 and encodes 238 amino acids. The transcript is spliced from 2 exons. Lineage: Eukaryota; Viridiplantae; Streptophyta; Magnoliopsida; Brassicales; Brassicaceae.
AUUCUAGUAAUCUCUCAUUCAGGUCUUCUUCUUGUUUUUGGUCUCUGUCUCUCUGUUCUCUCUCUGUCGCGAAAACAUUCAGAUCGCUAGCUGGUCGUGUAAUUUUGCUGCUGUAUUUGUUCUUCUUCCCAUAGUUGAGAUCUCAAGAGUUAACGAAAAUGAAUAAAAAUUCACGGUUCGAAAUCCCCUCACCGUCUUCUCCAGCCUCUGCCUCAGCUUCCGCAGAUGGUGAGCUAAAUGAAGACGACAUCUUCGCAAUUGAUAUAUCUCACGCGCCUCGACAGUCUCCGUCAUCUUCUCCGGCGCAACAUCCACCUGCUCGCCAGAUUCAGAGAAGCAAAAGCGGUUUGAAGAACGUUGAAGCUUCUGGUAUCCUCGCUGCUCUUCCCGAAACUUCUGGAAACAGUUACCUAAACCACGUCUUCCACCACAAGCCUGCGGCUGUUCUCUCCACUUCAGUCUCUUCCACAGCUUCUUCCUCGUCUUCCUCAGGCGGUGGUGCAUCAGCUGCUUCUUCAUCUUCGGCUCGAACCAUCCCCACCGCUCCUAAACCGCCUCAAGAGAGGCUUCCAUUUGUGGCUUCUUUUAAUGGAGGGAAGUAUCCUCAAUCAGCUCCUGUUCAAGUGCCGUUAGCAUCUUCGGCGAUGAUGAAUCGUCAUAAGAAGGAAUUCAAGUUGACUGAUGUGGUGGAUGACGAUGAGGAGGAAGAAGAAGAAGGUGAAAUGCUUCCGCCACACGAGAUUGUAGCUCGGUCUUUGGCUCAGUCUUCGUUGCUAUCUUGCUCAGUGCUUGAAGGAGCAGGAAGAACAUUGAAAGGGAGAGAUCUCCGGCAGGUAAGGAAUGCUGUUUUCAGAAGAACCGGUUUCAUAGAUUGAUUGAUUUUUUUUUUUCCAUCAAAGACCAUUCUUUCAUUUGUUAUCCAAUUGAACCUGUUUUAUUUGGGGCCAGAGAAACGUUCCAAUGUAUUGUUGUUCAUAUAUGUUGUCUACAUUAGACCGAUUUGUUACUUCAUAUCAAAGAGAUUGAUGU